Messenger RNA from Didymodactylos carnosus, 876 nucleotides. NCBI's taxonomy places the organism in Eukaryota, Metazoa, Rotifera, Eurotatoria, Philodinida, Philodinidae. The record is from the annotation of a GenBank genome assembly.
AUGGGAACUUGGAUAGGACAUAUAGCACCAGGAGUCUUUUUUGUCUUUUUUGCAUUAUGGUGGCAUAUACAUAAUUCACUACGCUACCUUCGAUCAAUAAAAUUAAAUGGUUAUACAUUUCAAGGAUCAACAACUUAUCCGUGUUCUUGUUUACCUUCCCAUGGUCUACGUAAUUUGCCUAUUGAAAGCAUUAUGAAACUGUUAAUUACAUCAAUUCAUUUUUCAAUUGAACUUUACACCGGCUAUGGUGCAGAUCCUAGACCUCACAUUGGUGAUGAAAAUGCACAUCAUACAGCAAUGUUAUUCGGCUUUUGGAUAGGAGCUUGGGUCGAAAUAUUAGUUCAUAAAGGUGUGGCUUUACCAAAAAACAUUCCACAAGUUAUGGGAUUCCUCGCAUUCGCGAUAGAAGCUUUAAUGAUGGUAUUUCAUUUGCACGCUCGUUCGAUGGUCGAUGCUCAUGUUCAUAAACUGUUGGCAUUAAUCAUUGUUUGUAGUAUGAUAGGAGCGCUGGGAGAAUCCUAUGAUCCAAAUAAUUUUUGGUUCAUUGUUGGUCGAUCCUUUUUCGCUCUGACCCAAGGUACGUGGUUUCUACAAAUAGCAUUUGUUAUUUGGCCACAAACAACUCAUCCGUUAUUUGUAUGGGAUAUGAACGAUCAUCGAAGUAUCUCUCUUCUUACAAUGUCAUUCGCCUAUCAUUUAGCUGGCAAUGCAUGCGUCCUGAUUGGAGUUUAUCUGUGUAUUUAUACACUUUAUCCAGUAUUCUCUGUUGUUGGUCCCUAUGAUUUAAUUGAAAAAGAAAAACUACAUCUUAUCAAUGAAGAUGUUUCUGAAUAUAAGCCGAUUAAUAUUAACAGCGAUAUAGAAGAAAAUGUAUAA